AUGACAUCUGAGAAGAAGUACGAUGCCAAAAAAGCAGCUUGUUGGGGUGCUCUGGAUUGGCUAAUCGGAAAAGAUCGUUCGACUCCACUGGUGGAUCUUCUUAUGAGAGUAAAUAGUGACAUGAAUGAGAACCUCAGUCGCUCCUUUUUUAAAGCUCUUCAGUCUAAUGGCAAUUACCUCCGAAUUCAGAGUAGGGUGCUGGCUCAUCUGUACAGCCUUCCUAAAGCAAAGUACGUACCAGUCUGUACGGAUGGAGAUUCUUUUACAUUUUCUAACAAGUCAUGUAAUUCACAGUCUCAGCCAAUUCCAAAGGCUGCAGCAGAAGUCAAUCCUGAAUCUGGUGGAUCAAAGGGUGUGUUGGCCAAGCUAGCCAUUGACAAGCUGAAGGACUCUAAAGAGAGUGAUGAAAGUAUGCCUAUUGAGGGAGAGGCAAUAGAAGAUUUCAGUAUCAAAUCCAAGUCUGAACGCAAAAUGGAAUCUAGUGGCAAUAAAAGCUGGGACAGGGACAGGGAGAGAGGUAAGGAGACAGAGACAGGGAUAGAAUGA
Molecule: messenger RNA, 546 nt
Organism: Prunus armeniaca (apricot)
Lineage: Eukaryota; Viridiplantae; Streptophyta; Magnoliopsida; Rosales; Rosaceae
Source: the annotation of a GenBank genome assembly